ACCACGGAUGACCAUUCUGAAGGGGACAGCUCAGCCUUCGAGUGCAAUAUUUGCCUGGAGCUAGCAAAAGAGCCUGUGGUAACUCUUUGCGGGCACCUUUUCUGCUGGCCGUGUCUGUACAGGUGGAUGCAAGUACAGGCGUGCAGCAGGGCGUGCCCAGUUUGCAAAGCGGGAGUGGAAAUCGAUAAGGUGGUGCCAAUAUACGGGCGAGGUUCCGAGCCGGCGAGCAAGGUGCAGGAGGCGGUCAAGCCUGUGCCGCCACGGCCAGCUGGGCAGCGUCCUGUUCCA
Volvox carteri f. nagariensis is the source of this 288-nucleotide messenger RNA. RefSeq lists its product as uncharacterized. Gene Ontology annotation, cellular component: endoplasmic reticulum. NCBI's taxonomy places the organism in Eukaryota, Viridiplantae, Chlorophyta, Chlorophyceae, Chlamydomonadales, Volvocaceae. The annotation marks the transcript as partial. Gene Ontology annotation, molecular function: ubiquitin protein ligase activity; ubiquitin-like protein conjugating enzyme binding. The transcript is spliced from 2 exons. Gene Ontology annotation, biological process: ubiquitin-dependent protein catabolic process. The record is from RefSeq and is a predicted model, not a curated record.